UCAAUCUUCUUGUGACUCAUUCCGCUAAGAUUUCGCGUGGGACAAAGUAAUCAGAGUUUAAAUGAUUAUGAUGAUUAUUAUUAUUAUGAUUGUUAUUAUUAUUAUUGUUUAAAAACGAAUCUUUAAGAAGAAUCGGACAAGUGUUGCAAAUUCCGAGCUCACCGCGAGUCCUUGAAAGCACCAAAAGUUGGUCUGCGGACAUGGAGGAGAAACUAAACAACAUGGACUCAGAUUUCUUACCAGAUCCCGGGGGGCCAGAACCAGAACCAGAUGCUCCGCAAGAGAAGGUCAUCAGCAGACAGCUGCCUGAAGCCAGUCGCUUUGCUUUGUCUGCGCUGUGUGGAGUCUCCUUAGGACAGCUUUUUGCUGGAUGUGAGAACAGAUCUUUCCGGGAGCAGUUCUUGAAGGACCUGGUGACCUGGCUGGACCUGGACGAGUCGGUGAUGCCCGUCAUGGGAGCAUUCUUGUCAGGUCUAGGAGUGGAGGGUUCUGAUACCUUUCUGUCCAUCCUACAAGCCGACCCCCUUCUGGCUGCAGGAGCCACGCCCAUCGUACAGGAUCUGGUAUCCUUCUCCAUCAAAGAUGGCCAGUACGAUGCCAGAGCCCGGGUUCUGAUCCGCCACGUCAGCUGUCUGCUACGUACCCCCCCACGGCGGCUGGAAGAGUUUGAGGAGACUCUGGGGGAGAGGCUGAGGGAGGCGGGAGAGGAGAGCGAGGAGGAGUCCACGCGGCGGCUGAGAAGAGAACGAGGGCGGAAGUUGAGGCGCUACCUCCUCAUCGGGCUGGCCACGGUGGGGGGAGGCACUGUGAUCGGCGUGACGGGAGGACUGGCAGCACCUUUGGUAGCAGCAGGAGCCGGCGCCGUGCUGGGGGCGGGAGGGGCUGCUGCUCUGGGCUCAGCCGCUGGCAUCGCCAUAAUGGCGUCUUUGUUUGGGGCGGCGGGGGCCGGACUGACUGGAUAUAAAAUGAAGAAGUGCGUCGGUGCGAUAGAGGAGUUUGAAUUCCUGCCGAUGAACUCCGGGAAGCAUCUCCACGUGAGCAUCGCGGUGACGGGCUGGCUCUGCAGCGGCAAGUACAGCUCCUUCCAGGCCCCGUGGAGCAGCCUGGGCGAGUGCGGGGAGCAGUACUGUCUGGUGUGGGAGUCGCGCUUCCUCCGGGAUCUGGGUUCAGCCAUGACCUCUUUGCUGGACGGGCUGGUCAGCAUGGUGGCCCAGGAGGCCCUGAAGUACACGGUGCUGUCAGGCAUCGUGACCGCUCUGACGUGGCCUGCCUCUCUGCUGGCAGCCGCCAGCGUCAUCGACAACCCCUGGUGCGUCUGCCUGAACCGCUCGGCGGAGGUGGGGAAGCACCUGGCUCAGGUUCUGAGGAGCCGGCAGCAGGGGAGGCGGCCCGUCAGCCUCAUCGGCUUCAGCCUCGGCGCUCGUGUCAUCUACUACUGCCUGCAGGAGCUCGCUGGAGAUCAAGGCAGUGAGGGCGUGGUGGAAGACGUGGUCCUGCUGGGGGCUCCGGUGGACGGCUCGGAGAAGGCUUGGGAGAGGAUGACGCGGGUGGUGGCUGGGAAAAUCGUGAACGGAUACUGCAGGGGGGACUGGCUGCUGGGCUUCCUGUACCGCAGCUCCGCCGCGCAGCUGUCUGUCGCCGGACUGCAGCCGGUCAACAUCCAGGAUCGGCGCAUCAUCAACGUGGAUCUGUCCUCUGUGGUCAAAGGUCACCUGGACUACAUGCGGCAGAUGGACACCAUCCUGGUGGCAGUGGGAGUUCCCACCAAAGAAGUCCCAGGAGCUUCCAUCUCUCUGCCCUUCUCGGUGGCAGAACGGGACGUCGAAAAAGAAAAUGGGAACGCGACUCGGAAUCUUGCAGAGGGGGCGGAGCCUCACGCUCAGGGAGGAGGAGAGGGGGCAGAGGGGGAGGGAGCAGGAAAUGGUUGGGACAUCCCUGACAUUUCAGAUCUACUCGACUCGGUUUAUGAGACGGAAGAAGAGAACAGCUCCACGUUCCAGGGGGGUGUGACAGACGGAGACACUGGCAUUGAUGCCCGUCCAGGCAGAACAGAGGAGUCGGACCUGGACGAGGAGCACUUUUCAUGGAGCUGGAAGGACACAGACUGGACCUCAGGGACCUCACAGGAGUGAAGCUGCCAGCCUCCUAAAGCUUCCAGAACCAAGCGGACAGUCUCUCCAGGCUGUUGUGAUGCACUUUCCCCAAAAACUGAGAGCAACGUUCAUGUUCUCCUGAAGCUUCCACAUUAACAGCCUGGUUCUAGUGUGGACCGGCCCUCAUGUUAUAAUUUAUUCCUAAUUGUGAAGACUGACUGUACAUGUUGUAAUUUAUUUUAUAAAUGACCGUAAACUGG
Messenger RNA from Oryzias melastigma (Indian medaka), 2353 nucleotides. It is a transcript of the gene tmco4, whose product is annotated as transmembrane and coiled-coil domains 4. Lineage: Eukaryota; Metazoa; Chordata; Actinopteri; Beloniformes; Adrianichthyidae. Bases 201 to 2132 code for a protein of 643 amino acids. The record is from RefSeq and is a predicted model, not a curated record. The transcript has 14 exons.